Messenger RNA from Manduca sexta (tobacco hornworm), 1797 nucleotides. RefSeq lists its product as uncharacterized. NCBI's taxonomy places the organism in Eukaryota, Metazoa, Arthropoda, Insecta, Lepidoptera, Sphingidae. Bases 82 to 1356 code for a protein of 424 amino acids. The transcript is spliced from 9 exons. The record is from RefSeq and is a predicted model, not a curated record.
GUCAUUAAUUUCCAAUCGUCGCUGUAUUCUUGGAGGGCGUCGAACUUUAUCAGUUGCUUGCGCUCCGUGGACCACACAACAAUGUCCGUUUUCCUCACUUUCUUGGCUGUUAUAAUUAUUUUAGUUAUAUACAGUGUAAAAUUUAAAGACCCCAAACCUAUAUUUGGUGUUUAUUCUGUACCCGGCAAGUGGUAUUACCUGAAAUAUGUUUUAUUCAGCCUUCUCUACCAUUAUCGUAAGUACGCAAACCAAAACAAAUCAGCCGGGAAGGAUGGACGAGCGGGACAGGGUGUCAAGGCGAUAGCAAACCCUGCGGACAUGGAGCGCGCCCAGCAACUCAGUGACCACGCGAAGGCUUUCGAUGCAGUAUUCUUCAUUUCGUCGACCAAAGGCGAUACCGACAAAGGAAUAUACGUGGUGAUGGGGUGCGAGCGAAGACCCAUGGGCAUGUGCAAUGGACUCUUUUACAUUGGGUUACCCGGCAAAGGACUUCUUUGCAGCAAGAAGAUACCAGACACAGUAUUAUUCGGUGCAGAUAUUGGAGAGUUCGGAGCCGAAGGCAUCAAAAUCAAACCGGUAGAGCCCAUGGUCAAAUGGAACAUCUCUUACAAAGGAAAGAUGUGGUACCAAAACGACCCCAGCAAAGUGGUCGAUGUGGACUUCACUGGAGAAUGGAAGGCCACAAGCAGAUACUUCGACUUCGACAGUGAUCUUUACCCUGCUGCCGUGGUCCGCUCCAUCGCCAGGGAAAAAUGGAGUCGGGAGUACUUUGAAGGCCUUAAAACAGCCCAUCAGUCACAUUACGAACAAUUCGGAAACUUGAAGUGCAACUUCAAGAUUGAAAACGAAUCAUUCGAAUUCACGUUGCCAUCUUUCAGAGAUCACAGUUUCGGUCAGAGGCGCGACUGGAGCCUGAUGCACCGGUACGCGUUCCACCACAUCUUCUUGGAAGACGGCACCAACAUGAGCGUUGGCGUCAUCUGCCAGCCAUUCACGGCGUCCGUUUUCGAAGCCGGCUGGAUUGCGUUACCAAACAAGGAAGUGUAUCCCAUACAAUGGGUAGACUUGAAACUGUACCAGCAUGGCGAAGGAGGAACGGCCCCGAAGGACUACGCCUUCACUUUCGGAGCAGGUGACGAGGAAUACGCUGUCCAGGUCCUAGUGGAAUACGAGUCUAUACACUACGUAUCAGAUGAAUGGGAAGCACGCAUGGUUGAAAGAUUCUGCAAGUUCACGGUAAACAACACUCCCGGACGAGGCGUGUCCGAGUUUCACUACAGACAUACCGACGGACGCCCCGAAAGCGUGGCCAAAGAUGACCCUGAAUGGUACAGGAAGAUGUGCCACAAGAUUUAGGGAGCAAGCUUCAAAUGAGAAUAAAAUAAAACGGAUGAAUUGUGAAUACGUAUUCAGACCAAUUCCAAGUCUAACUAAUUAGUCAGUAGAAUAGUAAAAAAAUAUAUUUAUGAUUUACGUGAUUUCUUUGAAAAAAAUAUGUAGAUAUGUCUCUGACAUUGUUAUCGUUUUAAAAACAAAAACCACUGGAAAAAUAGCCUACAAAAUUUAUUUUUUAGAUCUCAGCUUAGGUAUCUUAGGAAAAAGAACAAUGAUGAGUGAAAUGAAUUUCUAAUUGUCUCUGUUGUUCAUAUUGUUGUUUAUUGUGUAAGGUAAUUGUAAUAAUUAUACAACAUAUUAAUAAACCUCUUAUUUAUCUAACAUUAAAGUUUCAUAUUUUUUUUAUAAAGUCGUCUAAUACAACUUGUAAAUGACGUUUACAAAUAAAAAUAAAUACAAUAA